AUGGAGCUCCCAGUCAUCGAUCUAUCCUCCUACCUCUCCGUCUCCAGCGAACGCGAUCCGCGAAUCCAAUCUCUCUGCGCCGAUGUCAGCCGCAACCUGAGCGAAACCGGAGCACUUCUCGUCAAGGAUCCGCGAUGCACCGUCGAAGACAACGAUCGCUUCAUUGACAUGAUGGAGAAGUACUUCUCAUCUCCGCAUGAGUUCAAGAUCCUUCAAGAGAGACCGCACCUGCAUUACCAGGUUGGGGUUACGCCGGAAAAAGUGGAAGUUCCGAGGAGUUUGGUGGAUGAGGAAAUGCAGAAGAAAGUGAAGGAAAUGCCACAAGAACAUCAACCUCAUACUCCGGUUGGUGCUGAUCUAAAGUGGCGAUACUUUUGGAGAAUCGGUCCUCGUCCUUCUCUUACACGAUUUCAGGAACUCAAUGCAGAGCCAGUAAUUCCUGAAGGUUUUCCAGAAUGGAAAGAAACUAUGGAUUCCUGGGGAUACAAAAUGAUAGCAGCAAUUGAAGUUGUAUCUGAAAUGGCUGCUAUUGGGUUUGGUCUUCCAAAGGAUGCAUUCACGUCUCUCAUGAAGCUGGGCCCGCAUCUGUUAGCUCCAACAGGGAGUGACCUUGAAAAGUAUAAUCAAGAAGGGACCAUUUUUGCAGGAUAUCACUAUGACCUUAACUUCUUAACAAUUCAUGGUCGAAGUAGGUUUCCUGGAUUGAAUAUCUGGCUAAAAAAUGGACAAAAAGUUGCAGUUAAGGUUCCAGUAGGAUGUCUUCUUAUUCAGACUGGAAAGCAGAUAGAGUGGUUGACUGGAGGGGAAUGCAUAGCUGGCAUGCACGAAGUAGUUGCCACAAAAAGGACCAUUGAUGCAAUCAAUGCAGCUAAAGAGGAAAAACGUAGCUUAUGGAGAGUUUCUUCAACUUUGUUUGCGCACAUAGCAUCGGAUGCAGUUCUGAAGCCAUUGGGACAUUUUGCUGAAUCACCACUAGCAAGCAAAUAUCCGCCUCUAUGUGCAGGAGAAUAUGUUGAGCAAGAGCUUGCUGUCAUCAAUCUCAAAGGAAAGAAUUGA
Lathyrus sativus (Indian pea) is the source of this 1056-nucleotide messenger RNA. The record is from the annotation of a GenBank genome assembly. NCBI's taxonomy places the organism in Eukaryota, Viridiplantae, Streptophyta, Magnoliopsida, Fabales, Fabaceae.